Penicillium olsonii is the source of this 3045-nucleotide messenger RNA. Lineage: Eukaryota; Fungi; Ascomycota; Eurotiomycetes; Eurotiales; Aspergillaceae. The record is from the annotation of a GenBank genome assembly.
AUGGGUGUUCCCGCGCUGUUCCGAUGGCUCUCCAACAAGUAUCCGAAGAUUAUCUCUCCGGUUAUUGAGGAGCAAGCCCAGAAAGUGGAUGGAGAGGAAAUCCCGCUGGAUAUCACCGGUCCCAACCCUAAUGGCGAGGAACAGGAUAAUCUCUACCUGGAUAUGAACGGUAUUGUUCAUCCUUGUACCCACCCAGAGGGUAGACCACCUCCUGCAGAUGAGCAGGAGAUGAUGCUGGAGAUCUACAAGUACACUGACCGCGUGGUCAACAUGGUUCGCCCCAGAAAGCUUCUUAUGAUUGCUAUUGGUAUCAACGUGCGCGUCGAUUCCGCUCAGCGCAAGAGGCCAAAGAGAACGACGAAAAGAAGGAGGAACUUCACAAGAUGCUUGCUAAGCAACAUCAUGCAAAGACGGGCGAGGAGUACAUUCGAGAGGAAGUUGUUCAAAAGACGUGGGAUAGCAAUGUUAUCACGCCAGGAACACCUUUCAUGGACAUCCUUGCAGCCUCCCUGCGCUAUUGGAUCGCCUACAAGCUCAACACUGACCCUGGAUGGGAAAACGUACUUGAAAAUUAUCAUCUCGGAUGCCACGGUUCCAGGAGAGGGAGAGCACAAGAUCAUGAACUUUGUGCGAUCGCAGCGAGCCUCGCCUGACCACGACCCCAACACCCGUCACGUCAUUUACGGUCUAGAUGCUGAUUUGAUCAUGUUGGGUCUUGGUACUCAUGAGCCUUACUUCCGAGUCUUGCGUGAAGAUGUUUUCGCCCAGGACUCUCGGCCUCGGGGAUGUAAGUUGUGCGGACAGAAUGGACACAAGGCUGAAGAGUGCCUUGGCCGCCCCAAGGAAAAGUCUGGAGAAUUUGACGAGAAGCAAAAUGCAGCUCCUUUGAAACCCUUCAUUUGGCUGCACGUCGCUGUUCUCAGAGAAUAUCUUGCUGUAGAACUUCGUGUCCCCCAGCAACCUUUCCCAUUUGACCUAGAGCGCGCACUAGAUGACUGGGUGUUUAUGUGUUUCUUUGUUGGAAACGAUUUCCUUCCUCACUUGCCAUCUUUGGAUAUCCGUGAGAACGGAAUUGACACUUUGAUCGCCAUCUGGCGUGACAAUCUGCCCGCCAUGGGAAGCUACCUUACCAAAGAUGGAAGUGUUGAGCUGAAGAAUGCCCAAAUCAUCUUGCAAGGAUUGGCCAAACAAGAGGAUGCUAUCUUCCGUCGUCGUAGACAGGCAGAGGAGAGGAAACAGGCUAACGAGAAGAGACGCAAAGAGCAAGAUGAAGCUCGCAAUGCAGAGCGUUCUCAAAAGCGCAGACGCAGCUCUCCUCAAUACGAUGCCAAAGCAGGUGGUCGCUCUGGUGGACCCCCCGAGGCGGUUCCCCCUAUGGAGUUGAUCACCCCCGGUCGCGGUCACCUCGCUAAGGAGACAAGGGAGCUGACCCACGACAUGGUCACCAACCGCGGCGCUGUGUAUCGUGCCAAUAUGGAGAACAAGAGCGCUGCCGCCGUUUUGAAGAGCAAGCUCAUGAAAGGCAAGCAGAAUGAGCCCGAGCCCAGUGAGCCUUCCACUGAAGAUGCAUCAGGUGAGGCCACAGCACACACAUCCCUCGGAAAGCGCAAGGCCGAUGCAGCCGACCAAGAGGACGGCGAAGCAGGCACGCCAGGCCGAGACUCCCCCCCACCUCCCCCAGCUGAGAAGCCCAAGUCAGAUGAACCUCCAGAGGACACCGUCAAACUAUGGGAACCCGGCUAUGCCGAUAGAUACUACGAGCAAAAGUUCAAUGUCGACCCUAAGAAUCACGAGUUCCGCCACCAGGUCGCUCGCGACUAUGCUCUUGGACUAUGCUGGGUUCUUCGCUACUACUUCCAGGGAUGUCCCAGUUGGAGUUGGUACUACCCCCAUCACUAUGCGCCGUUUGCUGCCGAUUUCGUCGAUAUUGCAGACAUGCCGGUGGAGUUCGAGAAAGGCGCACCAUUCAGACCAUUUGAACAGCUGAUGGGUGUGCUUCCUGCCUCCUCUAACCAUGCGCUGCCGAAGGUCUUCCAUCCAUUGAUGGAGGAUGCGAACUCCCCUAUCAUCGAUUUCUACCCCGAGGAUUUCCCGCUCGACCUCAACGGCAAGAAGUUCGCCUGGCAGGGUGUGAUCCUCCUACCAUUCAUCGACGCAAACCGCCUUCUCGAAGCCAUGGGGACUGUGUACCCUCUUCUAACUGAGGAGGAGAGCGGUCGCAACACCCAUGGGUCGGAGGUUCUUCUUUUGUCGGACCGAAACCCGCUGUACCAAGAUCUGGUUGCGAAUUUCUAUUCCAAAAAACCAGGUCCUGCGCAGUACUCUAUCAAGCAAGACCUGAGUGCAGGCCUUGCUGGUAUCGUCGAACGUAGCGAUACCUAUAUUCCCCACAGCUCAUUGGUAUCGCCACUGGAAUCCCACGGCAUGCCCGGAGUUGACGAUGAUCGUUCUCUCACUGUUUUGUACACACUCCCCAAGUCGUCGCACGUUCACAAGUCCAUGCUACUGCGUGGCGUGAAGCUACCAACGCCAAUGCUGGAUUCAAGUGACAUCAGAGCCACCAAGGGUCGUGCUCAAAACUCAGGCCGAUCAUUCGGUGGCGCUCCUUUCCAGGGUCGAGGCCGAGGUGGCCGGAUGAACUACCAAAGUGACCGUCCUCAGGGAGAUCGCCCGAACCCAUUUGCCGGACAUCUUGAUCCUAACUUUGCCCCGGGUCCCCCAGGUGGUCCUGCUGGUGCCCAUAUGGUUCCCCCUGGAUGGGUUCCCCCUGGCCAAGGAUAUGGAGGCUAUUCCAGAGGACCACCUCCUCCCCCACGUGGUGGUAUGGGCAACCAAUACCCACCACAGCAAGGUUAUCAACAGAACGGAGGCUAUUACAACCCUCAAAACCAAUAUAACCAGGGUGGUCAGUACAACAACGGCUACCAGCAAGGAGGUUACGGCUCACAAGAUUAUCGAGGAGGCCGAGGCGGUGGUGGGUACCGCGGUGGAAGAGGUCGUGGAAACUACCAAAACCAAGGUGGAGGUGGAUAUGGUCGCUACUAG